Molecule: messenger RNA, 1182 nt
Organism: Polyodon spathula (Mississippi paddlefish)
Lineage: Eukaryota; Metazoa; Chordata; Actinopteri; Acipenseriformes; Polyodontidae
Product: trace amine-associated receptor 13c-like
Exons: 2
Coding region: 1-1182 (393 amino acids)
Biological process (GO): G protein-coupled receptor signaling pathway
Cellular component (GO): membrane
Molecular function (GO): G protein-coupled receptor activity
Source: RefSeq, a predicted model, not a curated record
AUGCCAACCCUCCUCAGUAACCUGACUGGAGGGUCUGGGUGGCUGGUUGACCCCACAGGUGACCCGAACCUCACAGCAGUCCAGACUGGGGUCCCCCUGGCCCCGAUCUGCACGUUGUGCUGCUGCGGCCUGCUAAACCGCACUCUGGCCGUGGUCUUCAUGGUCAGCCUGGCGCUUGCUAUCAUCCUCGGCAACGUUGUCACGCUCGUCGUCUUCCUACAGACCCGACUGUUCCGCACACCACAAGGAUACCUCAAAAUGUCUCUGGCACUGGCAGACAUGAUGGUUGGAGUGCUGGUGGCGCCCUUCUCCAUCUACACAGAGAUCAUGCUGAUGGUGACCAGCUCUCUGCCGGCAUGGUACCAGGGGAGUCGGGGUGUCUUCUCUGGGGGCCUGCGGGGGCCCUGGCAGCCCUGCAAGCUGAUUGGGCCUGUGUUUGCUGGUUGUACCUUCGUGUCCAUCAGCACCAUCUUUCUAAUGACUGUGGAGCGCAGCGUGGCCAUCCUCAAGCCGCUGCACAAGGACGUUGUGGUAACACGCCACCGCACCCUGGUCCUCAUCACCCUCUCCUGGGCAGCCAGCUUCCUGCUGGCCAUGGCCCCUCUGAUCCUCAGUGACGCCUUCACCCUGGAAUACAACGAGUGCAGCCGCAUGUGCAACUAUGCCCCCUUGUGGAAAAACGGACUGCCACCGCCAAAUGGGAAUAUUAUGCUGCUUUUCCCCGUUUUUGACUUCACCUUGCUGGGGGCGACCCUGGUCAUCAACAUCCUCUCGUUCUCCAGCAUCAGACGAUACUCCCGCAAGCGCAAGCUGCUUGCGGAAGGGGGCUCAAGGGGGGACAUUCACAAUGGGUGCACGCACAGACCCUCGUUCUCGGACAUCAAAGCGGCCAAGACAAUUGGCAUCCUGACAUUUGCUUUCACUGCCUCCUUCACCCCCAUCGCCGCUUUCGUGUUGGGCAACGUGGUGGGAUACCAGUGGUGCAACUUCUCCUUCUUUGCCUUCUGGAUCCUGACCUCAAGCAGCUGCUGCAACGUCAUCAUCUACAGCGUGCGGGACCAGCGAUUCCGCAAAGGCGUGACGCUGCUCUUCCGCAGAGGCCCUGCCCCCCCCCUCGGGGGAGAAGAGUUGAAACUCCCAGGGGGCUUUCAAGGGCUCCCUGCAAAAAGCAUUCAGGGGUAG